AGCCUGACUUCAAGGCCGAAGUUGCGUCAAAUGGCGGCAUAACCUGUAAAAAAAAUCCAAACAAAAAGAAACACCACAAAAAAUACUUGAGCUAAGUUUUUGUGUUUUUAUAUUGUUUUUUUCGUAAAUUAAACCAAACUUUGAGUGAAUUUUCCCCAAGAUGGAUUUCCUGGAAUAUUCGGACAUCUCUGCCGAAGUCAAAGGCUGCAUGACCGGCGGUAAACUCAAAAUGACCGACCAAAACAUCAUUUUCAAAAACUCGAAGACGGGCAAAGUCGAGUCAAUUUCGGCGUCCGAUUUCGAGGCAGUCAAUUUCCAGAACUUUGCCGGUUCGUUGGGGAUCCGCGUGUUCCUCAAGAACGGCACUUUGCACCGAUUUGUCGGGUUUAAGGACGCGGAAAAGGAACGUAUCGCCAAAUUCUUCUCGAACACUUACAAAAUCGACAUGCUGGAGAAGGAGUUGAGUCUCAAGGGCUGGAACUGGGGCACAGCCAAGUUCAACGGCUCGGUUUUGAGCUUCGAGGUGGGACAUAACAGCGCUUUCGAGAUUCCGCUCAAUCAUGUGUCUCAAUGUACGGCGGGGAAGAAUGAAAUCACGAUGGAGUUUCAUCAGAAUGAUGACGCCCCUGUAAGCCUCAUGGAAAUGCGAUUUUUCAUUCCUUCAAACGAAUUAGCCGGAGACGUGGACCCAGUUGAAGCCUUCCAAAAACAAGUCAUGAAGAAGGCUUCGGUUAUCAGUGUCUCAGGCGACGCUAUUGCGAUAUUUCGGGAGAUUCAGUGUCUCACACCACGUGGUCGUUACGAUAUUAAAAUUUUCCAAACGUUUUUCCAAUUGCAUGGAAAAACAUUCGAUUAUAAAAUCCCAAUGUCGACAGUCUUGCGUUUGUUUCUCCUUCCACACAAAGACAACCGGCAGAUGUUUUUCGUAGUGAGUCUUGAUCCACCCAUCAAACAGGGCCAAACCAGGUAUCAUUUUUUGGUCUUGUUAUUUGGUCAAGAAGAGGAGACUUCGAUCGAAUUACCCUUUACCGAUGAGGAACUCAAGGACAAGUAUGAGGGCAAGCUGGAUAAGGAGUUAUCAGGCCCCACUUACGAGGUCUUAGGCAAAGUCAUGAAGGUUAUAAUUAAUCGAAAACUGACCGGCCCGGGGGGCUUUGUCGGGCAUUCAGGGACCCCAGCUAUCGGCUGUUCGUUCAAGGCAGCCGCUGGUUACUUGUACCCCCUUGAACGGGGCUUCAUGUACGUCCACAAGCCCCCAAUUCACAUUCGUUUCGAGGAAGUGGCUUCUGUGAAUUUCGCCCGAGGUGGGGGAAGUACCCGUUCGUUUGAUUUCGAAAUUGAGCUCAAAUCCGGGACUGUCCACACCUUUAGCAGCAUUGAGAAGGAAGAAUACAACAAAUUGUUUGAUUUCAUUACCACCAAGAAACUGAAUAUCAAAAAUCGGGGCAAAAACGAUAAAGGGGGCUAUAAUGACGAUUUUGGCGAUUCGGAUAAUGAGGCGGCCCCUGAUGCCUACUUGGAGAGGGUUAAGGCCGAGGCACAAGAACGUGAUGAAGAUGAUGACGAUGGUCCAAGUGAAGAUGAGAGUACUGAUGAAGAUUUCAAGCCAACUCAGGAUGAGAGUGACGUUGCUGAAGAGUUUGAUUCAAGUCCGAGCUCAACGUCGUCCGAAGACGAAGAGAAAGGUUCCGGUGAUGAACAUAAGAAGAAGCACAAAAAAGAGAAGAAGGAGAAGAAAGAAAAGAAGAAACCGGCUAAGACAGUGUCGGAGAAACCGCGCCAAAAGCGGGCCAAGAAAUCAAAGGACGAAAAUAAACCGAAAAGACCAUCGACGGCGUUCAUGCUAUGGUUAAAUGAGAUGAGGGAUAAAAUCAAGGCAGAUAAUCCCGGGAUUAAAAUCACCGAAAUUGCAAAGAAAGGUGGAGAGAUGUGGAAGGAAUUGAAGGAUAAGUCUGAGUGGGAGGGGAAAGCGGCCAAAGCCAAAGAGGAGUACAACAAGGCCAUGAAGGAGUAUGAAGCUUCAGGGGGUUCAAAAUCGGAAGAUAAAAAGUCAAGUGAGAAAAAAGCACCAGCAAAGAAGAAAACCUCUUCUAUGCCUUCCGUCAAACCCAGUCAAGUCAAAAGUCGGGAAUUUAUCGAAGACGACGACUCGAGUAGCGACAGUGAUGAUGAUAAAGGCAAGAAAAGGAAGGGUUCCGAUAGCGAACGCGGAAAACCCAAAGACAAGAAAAAGAAGAAUAAAUCCGAAAGCGAGGAGAGCACACCCGCGUCAAGUGACGCCAAUUCCGAUAGCGAUUAAGUUUCUAUUUAAUAAAUAUGUUUAACAAA
Messenger RNA from Tribolium castaneum (red flour beetle), 2328 nucleotides. It is a transcript of the gene Ssrp, whose product is annotated as Structure specific recognition protein. NCBI's taxonomy places the organism in Eukaryota, Metazoa, Arthropoda, Insecta, Coleoptera, Tenebrionidae. Gene Ontology annotation, biological process: regulation of chromatin organization. Bases 161 to 2299 code for a protein of 712 amino acids. The record is from RefSeq and is a predicted model, not a curated record. The transcript has 6 exons. Gene Ontology annotation, molecular function: nucleosome binding; DNA binding; histone binding. Gene Ontology annotation, cellular component: FACT complex; nucleus.